GAAGGGCACGAUUCCAUGGUUGCCAGGUUUGGUCUCCAGGUGCAUCAUUCGUGUUCCAGCAUCAUUCAAAAACAAACAAACAUCUGACGGUCAAGAAAGCUUUGCACAAGUUUUCAAUCGGCUAUUUUUGGAAAAUUAGCGCUUCGACUGAGGAUUUUUCCAUCCUGUCAAGGUCCACAGACUCCCUGAAUAAGGCGAAAGUGACACAACGAACUUCCAUCAUGGAAAAUUGUGACGUUCCUGUCCAUCUGGAAGAUCAUUCCUACUGGAGGAAGAGGAGACUCUCUGCACGCCAGGCAAACCGUGCAGGGAAGAGUGGAGACCACAGCAAGUGUCUGUGCUGCAGCACUGACCAGGUUCUGAAUGUAACCUCCGGGCCUCAGCACUCUGCAUCCACUGCCAACCUCUCCCGCAAGAGGAAACGAAGCUCUGCUCCUCUUCCUUCCAAACCUUCUACUGAACAUCGUGUGACCGUCAAUUUGGUCCCAAGCCUUCAGUCCACGAUCCCACCCGCUGACCUGCCAGGGAUAUCAAAUGUGCCUCCCAGCCCCCAGCCCUCCAGUGCUGAUAAGCAGCUGAGCUCAGCUGGUGUAAACCGUGAUGCUCCACUGAAAAUACACAACUGCUCAGUGGAAGAAUACCAGCAACUAUACCAUGGAGUGGUAGAUGAUAUGCUGAGACAAACAUCAGCUGGUGGAUCACUGCUGUUCCUAAUGACAACAUCAAACUGCUGCCUGGUCAGGUGCUGGAAAUGAUUUGGCACAUCAUCCAAAGACUUCACAGAACAUCAUGAACAUGGUGAUAAAGACUGCAGCGACUUGUGUUCUCCCUCAUCUCCUGCCGGCAUCCUCUUCCAGAAACCUGCACCUCCUCCUCAAUCACCUCCUCCUGCAGAUUCUGGCAGGAACCUGCUGCAUAUUUUGGGAGACAACAGCCUCCGCCUCCUCCUAUAGCUCAUGCAAGAAACCUGCAGUUUCCUCCACCUGUAGAUUCUUGCAGACAGCUGAAGCUCCAAUGUCCAACAUCAUGUGGCACCAACCUAAAGACUGUGGUGGAAAGCUGUGCCAUUGACCUCAACCUACAGACUCUGUCAGCAACCUGCAUCCUCCUCCUCCACCAUACUUGUGCACAGUUGUCUCUCUCUCUCUCACAACCCAACCGGUCAAGGCAGAUGGCCGCCCUCACUGAGUUGGGGUCUGCUCCGAGGUUUCUGUUUCUGUUUUAAUUAAACUUUCUUUUCUUCACU
Scatophagus argus is the source of this 1246-nucleotide messenger RNA. RefSeq lists its product as uncharacterized. The record is from RefSeq and is a predicted model, not a curated record. The coding region runs from base 222 to 755 and encodes 177 amino acids. Lineage: Eukaryota; Metazoa; Chordata; Actinopteri; Scatophagidae. The transcript is spliced from 5 exons.